This is a messenger RNA of Cyprinodon variegatus (sheepshead minnow), 5340 nucleotides long. RefSeq names its product leucine-rich repeat transmembrane protein FLRT2-like. Bases 858 to 2813 code for a protein of 651 amino acids. Gene Ontology annotation, molecular function: protein binding. NCBI's taxonomy places the organism in Eukaryota, Metazoa, Chordata, Actinopteri, Cyprinodontiformes, Cyprinodontidae. The record is from RefSeq and is a predicted model, not a curated record. The transcript has 2 exons.
CUUUAGCAGGGAGAAAGGGGGCAGAGUGUGGUAGAGAGGUAGAAUACCGAUUCACUUGCUCUAUCAGAGAGAACCGGGACCAGAAGUGAACAAGGCAGCCCCCCCUCAGCCAUGGACUGCGCGCUCCGUGGAGCGGGCGGCGGAUCGGCACUCAGAACAGACGAGCUCCUGACUCGGAUUUGUGGCCCUCUUUUAUCCUCAAAAUCAAACGGAGAAACUUCAUCGGAAGCUCAGGCUCGGGCUCAGUAGACCCGCUGUCAGAGAGAGAAUCGGACAAAAAUAUAUAAUGGGCCCCAAAAGUCCAUGCGUCCCUCGGAGUUAGUUUUGGGGGUCAGAACUGUGCGCACUGAGCGCGGCGUCUUUUAGUUAAACUGCAGCGGAGCGCAGCGGGAAGGAUGCAGAGUUUGUUCCCGGUGGAUGCGCAGCGCUGUGCGUGGAGCAAAGCGGAGCGGAUCGCUGUGAAGAGGAGAGACUGUCUACUUUCCAUAAGGUUUGGGUGAGAAGCCACAGAGGUGUUUGGUUGAGGAACUAUCUUCAGUUCAUGAUGCAACAUCAUUAAUGCUCAGCAACAUGCUCUAAAUUCUGCCUGUCAAACAGAUGGUGACACUAUGAUGGACUUUUUGAACCAGCAUAAAAAUGGUUGGGUGUGGAUGAAGGAAUCUUACCCAUAGUGUGUUCUUAUUUUUUAUUUUUUGGAAACCUCAGGACAGCAGUUGCAGGAAUUGUCGAGGACUUUCUUCAAGACCAGGAUGGACACAAUGCAUAAAUCCUAUAAUUUCUUUGCUGGGAUUCUUGCUUUUUAUUAUUUUAAAUCCUGUAGUUACUUUAUCUGAUGUUUCUGUAUUGAACCAUAUGAAAUGGAGAUACUGUGGCUUUUAUGGAGUAAGGACUGUACCUCCUUAGUAAGAUCAUUAAUUCCCAUACUGCUAGGCCUUCAUCUCCAAUUCUCGCAAGCCUCUAACUGUCCCGAAGAGUGCCGCUGUGACCGGACCUUUGUUUACUGCAACGAGCGGAGCUUGACCUCAGUGCCUCUGGGAAUCGGUGAGGGCUACAAGACUCUCUACCUCCACAAUAAUCUGAUCAAUAAUGCCGGCUUUCCCCUAGAGCUGCACCAUGUGGCCUCUGUGGAAACUGUGUAUCUCUAUGGCAACCAGCUUGACGAAUUCCCAGUUAACCUGCCAAAAAAUGUAAGAAUUCUCCAUCUGCAGGAAAACAACAUUCAGACAAUCUCUAGGGCAGCUUUGUCUCAGCUUCUUCAGCUGGAGGAGCUGCAUUUGGAUGAUAACUCCAUAUCUACGGUUGGAGUGGAAGAAGGAGCAUUUCGGGAGGCUUUGAGCCUAAAGAUGCUAUUCUUGACCAAAAACCACCUAAGCAGCGUGCCUAUUGGUCUCCCAGAUGACCUGAAAGAGCUACGGUUGGAUGAGAAUCGGAUUGCGGUCAUUGCAGAGGAAGCAUUUCAGAAUGUUACUCGACUGGAACGCCUGUUGUUAGAUGGAAACCUGCUGACAGAUGAAGGGAUCUCACCUGGGACUUUUCAAGACUUGGUCACCCUGAGGGAUCUUUCUCUGGCACGGAAUUCAUUAACUUAUCCUCCCGCUUUCCUUCCUGGUGAGAAGCUUGUAAAGUUAAAUUUUCAGGAAAAUCAAAUAAACAAGAUCCCUGUGAAAGCAUUUGCUGGUUUACACAGGUUAGAAAGGUUAGAUAUUUCCAACAACCAGCUGCAGUCACUGGUUAGGGGUGUCUUUGAUGGUCUCGGGAGUCUAAGGCAGCUCACUGUCCGGAACAACCCAUGGCUCUGUGAUUGUGGCAUGCAUUGGGUGGUAUCAUGGCUCAAGUCUCUUCCCGUGUCACUGAAUGUGCGUGGUUUCAUGUGCCAUAAACCUGAAAAGUUAAGAGGUAUGGUGAUCAGAGAGCUAAGUGCUGACCUGGUCCACUGUCCGAAACCUACUUCAACAGCUGGCGCUGCUCUGAACUCAUCCGUUUCCACUUCCACAGACUUCCCUUUGAUUACCCAACAUGUUUCCUCUUCUAAACGACCCUUAACCACACGUCCCACCCUCUACACUAUUUACACAACCAGGGAGGAUGGACUGAGGACUAAACAGCCUCUAAAGGUAACUUUCAGUAUCUUAAAUGGGUCAGAUAUCCACGUACGCUGGUUGGCUUCUUUUCCAGUCACUGCCUACAAGGUGACCUGGGCCAGGAUGGAGCCCAGUUUGACUGGAGACACGGUCAGAGAGAGGAUAGUGGGUGGGGAUCAUCGAGGGAUCCGACUGACAAAUCUUGAGCCCAAGUCCACCUAUCGAAUCUGCGUUAUUCCCUUGGAUGCUUUUAACAAUUACAGGCCUAGGGAUGAGACUGUUUGUACAGAGGCUGUGACAACUGCAGCCUUUUUCAGCCCAGAUAACAACAACCGGAGACGUUCUGGGCCAGAGCAGGCAACGCAGCCAGAGUCCGGCUCACCACUUUUGCUGGCAGGACUCAUUGGAGCAGCUGUGAUUGUGGUGCUCGUGGUCCUACUCAGUAUCUUCUGUUGGCACAUGCACAAAAAGAGUCACUCAGAGUGGAAGUACAACCGGGGACGUAGAAAAGAUGAUUAUUGUGAGGCUGGCACCAAGAAAGAUAAUUCCCUCCUGGAAAUGACUGAAACAGGCUUCCAGAUAGUGUCGCUUAACAAUGAGCAACUCCUCAAGGGAGAUUUCCGCAUUCAGCCAAUCUACAGCCCUAAUGGGGUCCUCAGCUUCAGAGACUGCCCCCCAGUAAACAAUAGCACAGUGUACUGCAAGAACAAUGUCCAGGAUCAUGAUUCAUGAUGGUUCCAAAUACCAUUAGGACUGUUCUGUCCUGUAACUGCUCAGACGUUUUUAAAAUUCUGUAAAGUUAAUAUGAUUUAAAUAGCUAUGACUUCAAACAUGUAAUUUAUACAGCUGACUUUAUCAUCUCUUUUACAUACCAUGGUUGGAUUUAUGGGUUAUUGUUUUCUGGAGUUGUGAUGUUACAAUUUUGUGCAGAGAGCAUAUAUUAGGAAACACAUUUAUUGUUUAUUGUUAAUAAGUGAGGAUGCCUUGUUUUAUUGUACUUUUGUAGGGGUUUUGCUGCUGCAUCAAGUAAGGAAACCUGAUAGACAGAAAGAAAAAAUCCUGAUACCACUAGAGGGUGUAGUUUAAUUGUUAUGGCAUUGGUGAAGUUGCAGCUGAAAUCAGGUGAGAUUAUUAAAUUACUGAAGAAGUCUUCGACCAUAUGCAAAAAAAUAUAUAAAUAUAUUUUCUUUAAAAAUACAAUCAAAGGUCACACUCAUUCAACACUUAGAAAGUAACCGGCUGCUCAGCUUUCACUUGCAUCUCCUGUUAAAAACAUCAGAACAAUAACAGUCUAGUUAUCAGCACCUGCUGUGUUUGGUGGGAGGGUCAUAAAGCAAGCAGUAAAAGAGCACAAAAUUGGAAUGUUGAAACUCCUUGAAACUAAAUAUUAAGUUUGACACUGUUGAUUUUUUUCAGCAAAAAAUUUAUAAAUGUGCCUUGAAGUUAUCAGCUUAAAUGUGUUAUGUUUUUGUGCAAGAUGUAUCCUUGUAUAUACAAUUUAAUGGAUUAUUGGUAUACUUUGCCUUUAUUUAUUUAUCUUAUGACACAUUUAAUUAAAAUAUAUUUCCAAAUGGGAAUUUAUUUCAGACUGGUUUAGCAUGAGCAAUGACCUUUGACAGCAUGUAAUUAAGGUAAACAAAGGGUCCAAUAAUUACAAUAAUAUAACAUCCAACAGAGAUGAAACACAGCAGAACUGUAAGAUACACUACUUACAAUUUCCAACAGUAUAUUUCUUAUGUAGGUUUUUAAACACUUGCAUAAGAGGUUCAUGACACAACCUUUAAAAAUUUGAAUUGUUUUGAUAUUUCUAAGCUGUGUUUUACCAGAAAUGAAUUACAAAGUGAAGAUGAAUGAAAAAUACAUUUCACAAUGAUUGUUUUAUUAUAACACAUACACGUAAAAAAGAAAAUAAUUACAAACAAGACCAGAAAUAACAUUAGAUUUUGCCUCAAACAAUGGAACUUGGGCAUUACAGUUUUUACAUUUUUAGUGAUGGCAAUGUAAAGCAAGAACCAGAAGGGUAGAAUAGGGGUUUGUCUGCUGUAAUAAGGGUGCUAAUCCAAUUGAUGAAUGGGGAGAAGGAGUGAGCUGAGAAAAAUUCUUGAUCAACCGGUUCAGUCAUACAGUAAGCCAACUCUCUUAAACUCACGAGAUGGAUCAUGGUUAAAUGUAGAAAGGUCUUGCAUAGGGGUGGCAAAACUUAUAUUCCAAUAGGAAAGUAAUGCUCUGUCAGAAAGGAAUAACAUCGUCUGGAUUGAGCUCAGAGUUAAACUGCAAAAUGUUCAUGCAGAAAUAAAUCAGCGGAUGACUGAGUCUGAUUUUUGUGGAAGUUCUUCAUGAACAUCCUAUUAUAAGAAAAUCUUCUGAAGAUCCUGAGACCUCUAAGCUGAUAAUGUGUAUCUCUUAUGGUGUUCAAAUAUUUUGCGAUCUUCAACACUUAGCUUAGAAAUAUUAUUGGGUAAAGGGCUGUAUGAAAGAUUCCUUUAUAGCCUUUAUUUCUAGAAUCCAUUAUAUCCGGUAUAUCUAUAUAAGUCCAUCCAUCUGUUCUUUUAAUGUAUUCCACUUAAUUGAGAUGUCCUCACGACAAUAUUUGAUGUAAGAGAAAAUCCAAACAACAACCUUUCCAGUGAUCCUCUUAAUUUGCGAUAGGGGUAUCUUCAACAGUAUCUCAACAUUCUUGAACCAAUUUUCUUUGAACCCAUCAUCAUAUCAGAAAGCCAGAGCCUGGCCACCAAGUAAAAUAAAAUCAUUUAAGCAGCAUGUAUCCAGGAUUUUACAAUUUUAGUCAUGACCUCAGGUAGAUGGAAAACAAAACACUUCUAUCCACCUCGUGCUACAAAACUAAAAUAUGUCGCAGUUCUACUUUUUUCUUUGUGAGAAAAGGCAAGUGCUUUUAUUCUUGUUUUUGGUUCAUUCAUGUGAUGACUGGUUGUGUGUGCAUAGUAAUAACAAUCAUAGUAAUAACAAUCAUCUUUAACAUCACUGCGGAACUAAUUUUUUUCCACUUUUCAGGGUGUAUUUGUGUUAAUUUUCUAUCUGAGAAAAGGCAAGUGAUUCAUUUUGUACAUGAAAAUUACUUUUUUCCCUUUACCAUUUAAAUGCAAACAACAUUUUCGGCUUUAAUUUCCAUGGCAUUUUUUUUCAGUACAACAGAAAUUCCACAGCAAUUGGUAAAUAUAAACAAAGUUCUGUUUAGCCAAGAUUAGGGUUUCUGCCUGACCCUUGCUAUGUUUACAGUAGUAGCCAUUCAAACUUUCCC